Molecule: messenger RNA, 585 nt
Organism: Penicillium atrosanguineum
Lineage: Eukaryota; Fungi; Ascomycota; Eurotiomycetes; Eurotiales; Aspergillaceae
Product: DNA-directed RNA polymerase II core subunit RPB9
Exons: 4
Coding region: 1-585 (194 amino acids)
Biological process (GO): maintenance of transcriptional fidelity during transcription elongation by RNA polymerase II; transcription-coupled nucleotide-excision repair; transcription initiation at RNA polymerase II promoter
Cellular component (GO): RNA polymerase II, core complex
Molecular function (GO): DNA-directed RNA polymerase activity; nucleic acid binding; zinc ion binding
Source: RefSeq, a predicted model, not a curated record
AUGUCUGCAAGCCCUUCACCUUCCGCCGGUGGCGACACCAAACAGUCUGAUCAGAUUCACUUCCGCUUCUGCCGUGAAUGUUCCAACUUGCUCUACCCAAAGGAGGACCGUCAUACCAACCAGCUUAUGUUUACCUGCCGUACCUGCCACGUCGGAGAACCCGCCACUUCCUACUGUGUCUACCAGAACAAGCUGAACAGUCAGGUCGGCGCCACCGCCGGUGUCACCCAGGAUGUCAGCUCUGAUCCUACGGUUUGUGGCCCCGAAUUCCUUCACGACCUUGGUUUUAUUCCUGGAUUCUGUUUGUGCUGUGGGCAUGAGAUCGCCUGCUGGGUUUGCGGCGUGCUCCCUUUUACCGCUUCCCAGGCCUCCAACGUCGCUCAUACGCCUAGUCCUGAAGAUGAUGACACCCCGAAGACUGCACCUUCCAGCACACGCGAUUCUUCCCUUCUCCCCCGUGCCAACAAAUUGUGCCCCAGCUGUGGCGAGAACGAGGCAGUCUUCUUCCAGUCGCAACAACGUUCCGCGGAAACCGGAAUGAAACUGUACUACGUCUGCUGCGCCUGCGGUAACGUGUUUAUGUGA